UUUGUUAAACUUGUUUGAAAGCAAGAUACAAGACAUUCAAAAGUCAGAACCAAAAGUUUUUGUAAUUUGUUCCUUCGAAAUGUCUCAAAAUCCGAUUCAAAAUAAUUUACCUCCAACACAACCUCCAAAUAUAGCCAGACAAAAUUUUAAUAAUGCAAGCCAAAACUUGAUGGGAAGGACUCCCAUUAAUAACUUAGACGGUAGAUCUGUGUACAGACAAAACCCAUACACAAAUAUGAAUAUAAAUCAUUCUCAAGCUGGAGGCUUAGAUCCUACAAUCCCACAAAUACCAGAUACAAAUACUGGGCUUCAAGGCAUGCUUACUCCAAAUUAUACAGCCAUGCAACAAAUGCAACAAGAAAGGUUAGCCGUACAAAGACCUGCUUCAUUGAUCCACUUAGAAAAAUCUGCAGAAAAUAUAAAUUCACAGGCUGAAGUACCCACAAAUAAUACAACUUUACAAGUCCGUCCUGCUAUAAAUAACUUGAAUAUUCAAAGUAACAAUCAGCCUGCAAAUAAUCUAAUUGCUCAAGCAGGUCAGUCUGUAAACUUAAAUAUUAAAACAGAAGCCGAUACCGUUCCAAAUAAUAUGACAAGUAUGGAAAAUCAAAGUGUAACGUUAAAUAAUCCACAAAGUAGUCAACCAUCGAUGAUAAAUUCAAUUUACUCGAGCGGGUCUGCGUGGGCAUCUCGGUCAAUAAACCCAAAUCAGUUCACUUCUGAUUUUCCCAAGUAUUUUAAGUCUCCUGCAGAUGAAGCGAGAAAUAAGUCAAUUCAAGACAAAGAGUAUGAAGCCAAGCAUCCAGUGCCAAGAGGUAUACCUCGCAAACCACUUGACUCUUCUAAAAGACCUGCUUAUAGACCUCUGCCUAAAAGGCCAGUUAAACCUCAAAUAGAGAAAAAACUUGUCAAAGAAUUUAUCAUAACCGGUUCGAUGAUAAAUGCAGCUAAGAAAGUAAAUCUUAUGAGGUUACAUCGAGGAAAUAAUGUCUUAGACAAAUUUCAAGCUCCAGUAAAACUUCAUCGGCGUGAUCCCGAAGCGCCUUCCUCAGGAACUGGAAAUACUCGUCAAAAUGAGAUAGUUAUUGCGCCAACAUUAAAAACGACACAACAGCAUACAGGUCCUACUACUGGUGCAGAUACCUCUAAGAUUGCACCAUUUGCUGGUGCUAGACAUAAUAAAAAAAAUUUAUUCAAGAAAAGAACCACGCAAAUCUAUUUGGCUGAUGAUAGACAAAGACAGUUAAAAGCUGAAGAACGACUGCCGUGGGUUUUAGAAGAUUAUGAUGGUACAAAUACUUGGGUUGGCCACUUUGAAGAAACUGAUGCCAAAUACGGAUUCUUGAUAAAGGAUAAACAAGAUGAGAAUAAACUUAGAUUCCUUCCAUCACAUCGGUGGUACGCAUUCCGCCCACAAAUUAAGUAUAAGACUCUUACGAUUGAGGAAGCAGAAGAAGAGAUGGCAAGAGCUAAAAAGAGAGAUAAUGAUCGCUGGAUGAUGCGCAGAUGGGGUAAACAAAAUGACAAUGAGAAAAAAAUAGCAGAUGAAGAAGG
Molecule: messenger RNA, 1554 nt
Organism: Rhizophagus irregularis DAOM 181602=DAOM 197198
Lineage: Eukaryota; Fungi; Glomeromycota; Glomeromycetes; Glomerales; Glomeraceae
Biological process (GO): positive regulation of transcription elongation by RNA polymerase II; transcription initiation at RNA polymerase II promoter
Cellular component (GO): transcription factor TFIIF complex; nucleus
Molecular function (GO): DNA binding; TFIIF-class transcription factor complex binding; RNA polymerase II general transcription initiation factor activity
Source: RefSeq, a predicted model, not a curated record